This is a messenger RNA of Tachyglossus aculeatus (Australian echidna), 770 nucleotides long. Its product is annotated as alpha-1-acid glycoprotein-like. Lineage: Eukaryota; Metazoa; Chordata; Mammalia; Monotremata; Tachyglossidae. The record is from RefSeq and is a predicted model, not a curated record. Bases 55 to 684 code for a protein of 209 amino acids. The transcript has 6 exons. Gene Ontology annotation, biological process: regulation of immune system process.
UGGGCCCAAUAGCUCUCUGACAUCUCAGGCCCCGGUUCCUGCUGCCCUUCAGUCAUGGCGCUGGUCUGGGCCGUGGUCCUCCUGAACUCCCUCCCCCUGCUCCUCGCUCAGCCCCCGACCUGUGAGAACCUGCAGGUGACGGCCCUAAGCGAUGCCAUGAUGAAACAGCUGGAGGGCAAGUGGUUCUACAUCGGUGGAGUCAUGCGCCUGCCUGCAUACAAGGAGGCAGCGGGAAUGAUCCAGUCGGCUUAUUUCUAUCUGAAGCCCAACAUCACGGCCAACAACUUCUUCCUGGAAGAAUAUAGCACCGUAGCGGGCAAGUGUAUCUUCAAUUCCACUUACCUCACUGUCUGCAGAGCCAACGGGACCCUAAUGAGGUCAGAUGCAGCGACUGUACACGUGGCCCACCUGGUCCUGCCUCGGACCCCCAAGACCUUCAUGAUGCUCUUCUAUCCAGAGGAGGAGAGGAACAAGGGUCUGGCUUUCUAUGCUGACAGACAACAAGCAACCCAGGAGCAGCUGAAGGAGUUCCUGUCAGCUGUGAAGUGUCUGGGGUUCAGGAAUGAUGAAAUCAUGUACACGGACGGGAGCAAGGAUGCAUGCCAGUUGCUGGAGAAGGCACACAAGAAGAAGGAGAGCGAAGAGAAGGGCCCAAACGAGUCUGAGGAAGAUGAAGAGCCCUAGGCGGUAGUGAUGAAGCCCUUUGAUUUCUCCACUUGGGGACCCCGCAACCUUAUUCUGGUCCCAGAUGCAUCAAUAAAGCCUCCCUG